GUACACAUAUAUCACAUGAUCAUAGCCUACUUAGUAACAAAUGUAAACAACAUUUUGAAUAAGAUGAUGAACCUGCCUGUAUUCAAUGAGAUUGGAUGAAGAUUUUAUAGGAGAUUGACGGUUCUUACCUUUGAUUAAAGCAAUACAACAUCACCAAUUAUCCUUUAAUUUCAAUGGAACCAAGAAUUACACGGCAAACUAUCAGAACAAUAUUACAAGACAACAUACAGCACGUUGACCACAACAAAGAGAUAAGUACAAAGGAUGCUUUAUCAUUAGCAAAUACAGGUGAUAAUAUGGCAUCGAACACGUCAUUUAAAAAAUCUGUGGGUUCGGCAUCCUCCCAACGAAAACGAAAACAUGAACGGAGGAUAAUAGAACAAAUAGCAAAAGUAGCUAAAGUAUCAGUGUCAUCUACAAACACAACUGAUAAAAAGAAUAAACAAAACUCGAAAGCUUUUGCAAAACGUAGGACAGGAGAAAAGAAAAGAGGAAAAGGGAGACCGUCUACACUUCAACAUCCUGGUCUUAACAAAAACGCAGUUACUGAAACAAAACAUGCUAAACCUGAAUUUAGAAAAAGACAGAAAAGUAAAGCUACAAGGGUAAAUCAACGAAAAUGGACACCUUUGAAAAUAACUACUGUAGCCUCUGAUAAAAUUACUACUGCAGCAUCUAAUAAAAUGACGAAAAGGCAAAAGUCGAAAUCCGUGAUUGGCACAAUGAAAUAUAAUACCCAAUUGCAGAAAAUUGACACACCCGAAAAAAACCCUAGAUCUUCAAAGCCUUCUAAAGAAAGUCGACGUUCGAGUUCAAUGCCAAAUGUACACGCAACUAAAUUUAAACAGAGAAAAGAGAUUGUUGAGCAAUCUCCUUGCAUUCGCCCAUUUCUUAGUUUAAAACCCGAUCUGGAUCGUGUAACCAAUAUAUGUUGUGUUGACCAAAACACCUUUUGGAUAGGAGACAUGUCUUUCGGUAGUAUCAUGAAAGUAAAAUACAAUUCAUUCAAAACUCUCACUAUUGUUAAAGUGUUUACACAUUCACAGUGUAAUUUUUAUGAUUUUUGCUAUGAUCGGAAGAAGGAUCAUAUUUUAUACACAGAUCGAAGUAAUAACAGCAUAAUGUCUAUUUCCUCAAAAUAUGAGAUGAAAAAGUUGAAAAGUGUGAAACCGUUGUAUCCAACAUGUAUAACAGUUACUCCUGAUGAUUUUAUUUUCGUCGGCCUCGUAGAUGAGUAUUCAUAUGAGGAAUCACGAUCCAGGGAAAUCGUAAAAAUGGCAAAAAAUGGAACUGUCGUUAUGCGAAUCCCAUCCAUUCAAGAUAAUCUGGUACGUUUUACAAUGCCGCACCAAAUUGCUAUUCAUCCAAACAAUGACAUAGUUGUAGCAGCUUCCGACAAAACUGGGGGAAUGAUGCUUAGCUUUGAUUCUGAAGGGCAACAUAAGUUUAAAAACACAGUUACAUCCCCUGGUGUAACUUUUACACCGUUUGGAUUUACAAUAUCUAAAGACGGCAAUAUUAUAUGUUGUAAUGAGGCAAACGGCGAGUUUUAUAUACUCAAUGCCAAAGGACAAUUAAUGAAAACAGUACAAUCAAAUUUGAUUGGAAUAUCCGUUAGACCGUGGAGUUUAGCAUUUGACACAUGUGGUCAUUUACUUAUUGGUACAGCAAAUACUCCUUUGAUCUACUUUGCAGAAUACUUUGACGGCUAAAUGUUAAGAGAGCCGAAUUGAUAAUGAAAAUUGGGAAUACAUUGUUUGUAGAAUAUCGUGUUAUCAAUUAUCAUAUUACUUCGUUUUUCAUUUUGUAUAUACAAAUGAGAUGUUAUUAUUACAAUUUAACUAAUGUGACUACAAAUAAAGUGUAAUUGUUUUAUCUAGCCAUUUUGUAACGUUAUGUUUGUAUGUGUAUGGAUAAUUAAUUUAAAAAAAAUCCGGAUCAAAGUAUGUUUAAAAAUAAUAAAAUACACUCGUAUUCAAUAUGUUAAAAGAAUAUAAUUUUGGCAUUUUGUGUGUUCGUUAAGUCGACGAAACUUAGUAAAUAAAUUAAAGAGGUUGGUUCCUGUCUGAGAAAAAUAGGAUUGCAAGGUAAAAUUAAUAAUUAAAAAAAAAUAUAUAGACUUGUCCGUGAAAGGUUCUUGUAACCAAACUUGCAAUUUUAGUCUUUAGCACAGAUUUAUCGUUAAUGUGCAUAAAGUGUACAAGGAUACGCAUGACUCAUUAUUGUCAAUAGGAAUGUAUUGCUUAAAUGGGACUGAUGCAUUGUAGCAAUAGUAAUCUAUUUAAUUUCAUAAUAUAUACAGUUGGAAAAAAGUAUUGCAACACCAAAUUGAAAUUGAAAUGAAAAAAAAAACACUUGUGAUUUGUUUGUGAUAUAAUUUAGUAAAUAUAACUAGUUAAACAUCAUUUAAGUAUCACCUGAGUUUAAUCAAUAAAUAUCGACUCGAUAAGUUUUUAUCUGCACAUGCAGCUACUGUACCCGUACACAGCAAAACAGAUGUUUUUAUCCUCCUUGUUUUCAACACUUUAAAAAAUCAAGUUUUUAAAUUUAUGUGAUUGACACCUUGUAAUGGGUCCUUGACAGCUCUUCACUGCAGCAAGAUGGCAGAUUAUCAGCAUAAGAGAAGCAGGGAUGUCGCUGUAACAACUGCACGUAUUGUUGGUCAUCACCAUUCCACUAUAAGUCGUUUUGAGAAUAAAAAUCAGACAAUAAACGCUGUUAAAGACCUUAUGAGAUAAUGAAGACCCCCUUUACCAUUUGCUAGAGAAAAUCGAGCAUACUAAAGGUUGAUCAGAAGGAAACCCAUUGCAUACAAGACAAUCAUAAAAAGAGAGUGGUGGCCAUACAAGAGCCUUUUAACAAGAACUGUUCAAGAUCAACUCAUCGUAACUGGUUAUCGUGCGAUAAGACCAUUUCGGAGACCUUUGUUUACGAACAGACACACAGUUUUCCGUAUCCAAUGUAGUGCAGAGCUCGCCAAACUUGGAAAUUAGCAUCGUGGAGGAAGAUCCAAUGUUCAAAUGGAAUUCGGUUCAUCUUCCUUGGCCCGAUCGUAGCCCGGAUUUGAACCAUAUCGAGCAUAUAUGGGAAACUAUUUGGCAGAAAGUGUACAAAAGGACACACCAGUUCAAACACAUCAUGAUAUAAACAAUGCCCUUCAUCAGAAAUGAUUGCUGCUACCUUAACAACAUAUUGGUCGAUUUGUGGCAGGAAUCAGCAGACGUUGAGAUGCGGUUAUCCGUUUGAUUGGAGGCUGCGCACAAAGUUCUAAUUCUUUGGCGUAUAACGACAAACCAUAAUGCGAACAGUUAUCUGAAGAUUAAUUUUGAAAUG
Molecule: messenger RNA, 3333 nt
Organism: Mytilus trossulus (common blue mussel)
Lineage: Eukaryota; Metazoa; Mollusca; Bivalvia; Mytilida; Mytilidae
Exons: 2
Coding region: 174-1712 (512 amino acids)
Biological process (GO): protein polyubiquitination; proteasome-mediated ubiquitin-dependent protein catabolic process; negative regulation of translation
Molecular function (GO): ubiquitin protein ligase activity; translation repressor activity
Source: RefSeq, a predicted model, not a curated record